AUGAAAGAUUAUGACUGUGAAAAGCUCUUGAGGUUGCCAAAUCUACAGAUAAGGCUUGGCAUUUUCAUGAUCUUUGUUUUCUUGAUUAGCAACAUUGUUGUUUUCUUUAGAUCUCGAUUUCCAAUACCUGGUUUCUUUAUAGUUAUGGUGCCUUUGAUUGUAAUAUUUACCAUGGGUCUUGCACUUGCUGGAAUGGACAAGAUGGAGAGUAGUAGAAUAAUGGCAACACCUGCUUGGUUUAAAGAAAAAGUUCGUCAUCAUGAUCACUGGAGAAACAUUAAAUCUUGCAUCUAUAAUAAUGGAUUUUGUGAAGACUUGGCUUCAAGAUCAAUGAAUCUAAAAGCAUAUGAGUUCAGUUUGAAAAAAUUAUCAUCCGUGGAGUCUGGAUGCUGCAACCCACCAAAAAUAUGUGAAAUGGAGUAUGUGAAUGCAACAUUUUGGAGAAAAGGAGAAGAGAUGAGUGAAAAUCAAGUGCAAAUAGGGGAUCGUGAAACAUGGAACAAUAAAUGUAUAUACUAUGUUAUGACUGUGAGACUUGCAAACAAGGUUUGUGGGAAUAAUGGAAAAAAUGGCGGAAUCUAG
Molecule: messenger RNA, 582 nt
Organism: Hevea brasiliensis (rubber tree)
Lineage: Eukaryota; Viridiplantae; Streptophyta; Magnoliopsida; Malpighiales; Euphorbiaceae
Product: tetraspanin-15-like
Exons: 2
Coding region: 1-582 (193 amino acids)
Biological process (GO): auxin-activated signaling pathway
Cellular component (GO): plasmodesma; plasma membrane
Source: RefSeq, a predicted model, not a curated record